AUGUCGUGCAGCUCUGCCGCUUCCACUAGUGCCAAAUCUGGCCUGUCGGCGAUCAGGUACACGCACAUUCCUCAUCAAGUCCCAUACCUGCUAGGCCUGUCGCUACAAGAGCAUCUCGUCUCCCGUCGAGCUCAAGCUCGCGAAUUUCUCUCCCAGCAGCCUUCUCAGGGUCCUCAUUCCGGUCACAGCGAGCCUGCGAAAUCAUAUGAGCGUGCUAGUAGCAUAGCUCACACGGACCAUCUUCUCUUGCUGGAGCAUACACCCGUCUACACAGAAGGACGGAGGCAAAGCUCUACGGAGCUCAGUGGCAAUGAACAAGAAGGCAACAGGCUUCGAGCUAUCGGCGCAGAUUAUGUACAGACACGGCGGGGCGGACUUGUCACGUAUCAUGGUCCUGGUCAGCUUGUAGGCUACCCCAUCUGGGAUAUAGGCGCGAUGGACGUGAGUCGCUGGCUGAUGAGCUACGCUGUAUUGCUUCAAUAGCAACAGUGGUCGAGCUCAGCAGAAUUUGUAAUGUUCAUCAACGGCGCACCUUGCUUUGCCCUGAUCCCACAGCUUUCAACGCGCUGUUACGUGGAUAAGAUCCAGACAGCCCUAACACAGCUGCUCCACAGUGCGCCUUAUCAUCUCUCCACCGUGCCAGCGCAGUCGGACGAGACGGGCGUGUGGUCCGACAUUUCUCACAAGAUAGCCUCCAUCGGCAUUCAGGUCCGUCAUCGCAUCACCUCUCACGGCUUUGCUUUGAACGUUGGCAUGCACGUCUUGCCGUGGUUUGAACAUAUCGUAGCUUGCGGAAUAGUGGGAAAGGGCAUGACGAGCAUAGAGCGGGAAAGGGCGCUGUUGAUCAAGAGGGAAGAAGAAACUAGACCGGAUAGAGGUGCAGCCGACAACGUCGAAGAGGGCAGAGUGAAAGCUCUAGAAGAGCUAGCUGAGAGGCAAGGACUGGUACAGCCCCAAGACUCCGGCCGUAGAGAUCCUAGGGAGAGUGCGAAAUUGUUCGUCGGGCCAGAGUCUCGGACAAAGGUCGAAGACGUUGUGCCAGACCUGGUCCAGCACUUUAGCCGCACAUUCGGCAGGAAGAUCGUCCCUGCCCCUGCAACUCAAUUCGUCUUCCGAGCAGAUGCUCCGGGAGUCUUAGCCGGUGUCACAGUCGAUGGAGAAGACAUCAAUGUGACACAAUGA
Ceraceosorus bombacis is the source of this 1182-nucleotide messenger RNA. NCBI's taxonomy places the organism in Eukaryota, Fungi, Basidiomycota, Exobasidiomycetes, Ceraceosorales, Ceraceosoraceae. The record is from the annotation of a GenBank genome assembly.